CGGUUAAAAUGUAUUCAUCAGCCUCAUCAGGGACGAUGGACAAAGCUGUGAUUGGCCCCUGCAGCUCUGCCGGCCCAGUGGUCGAAGUGUGCUUCCCCAGUGUAAGAGCAUCCAUUUUGGACAAUCUAAACCAGCAGCGUGAGGAAGGACAACUCUGUGAUCUGUCCAUCCUUGUGCAGGGUCAGGUUUUUAGGGCUCAUCGCUGUGUACUGGCUGCAUCUUCGCCCUACUUUCAUGACCAGGUUGUGCUGAAAAAUGUGACGAGUGUAACUCUACCCUCAGUGUUGGAGCCGCUGGCCGUUCAGAGUGUGCUGGACUCUGCAUACACUGGUCAGCUCAGGAUCAUGUGUGAUGACAUUGUUAAUUAUGUGACAGUGGCCAGCUUUUUGCAGAUGUGGCACAUUGUGGAUAAAUGCACUGAGAUUUUGAAGAGGUCCAGGCCUGUGACUGAGGGAAGUCUGACAGAGACACUCAUCCCCCAAGACACCUCCUCUAGACAGCAGUCCCCCAGCAGCUCUGACUGCUGCACCCUGCCGCAGGAGGGCGGGGAGGAGGAGAAGAGGCAGGCUGCGUCAGAGCACGGCGCUCUGCCUCCUCUGGCAACGUGGAGGAGACCCCAGCAGUUCAGCAGGUGGAGCAGAAACAGACCUGUGUCCUGUCAAAAUGACUACGGCUCUGCAGAGGAGAAAAUGCAGCUGCCCGGCACCGACGUCGCCUGGACGUCCAGUUACAGCACACUUUCAGACACAGACACACAACCAAAUGACCCAACUGUCAGCAAAGCCAGAUCUCACUUCAAACCAGCAGCAGCUAGCACAGAGAGACACGGGCUCAGAGACAGAGGAACUGAGGCUGAUGAGGGAGUGGGAGAAGACACUGAGCAGGAAACUAACAAAGACACGGAGAAGUUGAGGCAGACAGGUGAGAGGCAGACAGGAGAGUGUGAGCCAGGCUGGUCAGAAGAAAGAAUUCAGGAUGAACAGAGAGAAACUUAUGAAAAGAAUGAAUUAAAAAAUGAAUCAUCUUCUACUCAGUGUGACCUCUCUGACCCUCACAGAGAGCUGCGCAGUCCUGCUGGCCAUUUUCCACAGUCAUCUGCUCGCUUAUCAUGGCCUUGGUCUCAGCAUGAUAACAGGCUUCAGGAAGGAGAGGAAGACUGUGGAGCAGAUGAGGAGGGUGAGGUGGAGGAGGGAGAAAUGGAUUUUGGCCGAUUCACAGACACAGCCUUUGAUGGAGAGACAUAUGAUGAAAUUGAAGACGGAACUGGCCAGGUCUCCCAGAGGCCUUUGCUACCUGUAUCUCCAGAUGCCACUGAAUUUGUGCUUGAGCAGAGUUGGCCCCAAUUCAGCAGGACAGCCCCUCCCUCAUUGCCUCUAAACCCAACCCAGUCUUCUCCUCCCUCCUCCUCUCCUCCUAUCCCCUCAUCAUCUUCCCCCCUUGCUCUGGCAGGAGCGCCUUACACAGGCAAGGUGCAUUUCUGUCACUGUGGGAAAGCCUACACCCAGAAGAGCAUGCGUGACCGACAUGUCAAAAUGCAACAUCUCAACCUGCGUCCCUUCACCUGUCCAGUGUGCACCAAAAGCUUCAAGAUGAAACACCAUCUGACAAAGCACCUGAAAACACACGGAGGCCUGCGGCCCUAUGAAUGCAGGCUGUGCGGUAAGAAAGUCAUCUGGAGGGACAGUUUUCUCAGGCACCAGGCCCGUUGUGAGCGUCUGGUCGCCAGCGGAACGGCUGUUGGCUACAAUACCAGUGACGGCAGAGACUUAACAACCAGCAGCACAGCUGGAACUUACAGCACCCAGGAGUGCACAGACUUCCUUCCCCAGGCUGGACUGGUGAAAGUGGAACAGAGUGAUUCCCUUGAUGAUGAGGCUAGUGCGGGUGGCUUAUUUGCAGCUGUGACUGGGAGCGAGCAGGAGCUGGCUGUUCCGGAGCAGAUACUUAAGCAGGAGAAGGUAGAGAGGGGCAGCUGACAGACCUGUGCUGAGAAACAGGGGAGCUCCAUUUCAGCUCUUCCGUUUUUUCAUUUUUUCCCCCCAGAAAGGAGAUCAAAUUAGCCACCAUGAGGAAAACAUGAGGGGGAUCUUGAAUAAAAUAUCCUUUAUGAAUAUUAGUGUAUGACUGCUACAACCCUACACACAUGAAGCCUGUCCAUUUUGAUGAACUGUGUGU
Messenger RNA from Chanos chanos (milkfish), 2175 nucleotides. It is a transcript of the gene zbtb22a, whose product is annotated as zinc finger and BTB domain containing 22a. The transcript has 4 exons. The coding region runs from base 9 to 1976 and encodes 655 amino acids. Gene Ontology annotation, molecular function: protein binding; DNA-binding transcription factor activity, RNA polymerase II-specific; RNA polymerase II cis-regulatory region sequence-specific DNA binding. The record is from RefSeq and is a predicted model, not a curated record. Lineage: Eukaryota; Metazoa; Chordata; Actinopteri; Gonorynchiformes; Chanidae. Gene Ontology annotation, biological process: regulation of transcription by RNA polymerase II.